AUGGCGUAUCCCCUGGAGGAAGAAAUCGCAGACAGAGUCCGACUCAAACCAGACGCCCCUAACAAGGAAGGAUAUGAUGGAGAUUCGAAUUUGCAAUCAGACGCCAGUUCAGUGAAAAACUACAAGGAUAGCGAUAAAGAAGGGCUGGAGGAAAUCAACUCACCUAGGACGCAAUCGAAAAGUUUACUGAAUCCUGACAUUUUGGACACCCGAAAUGUGUUUCUUCUCACUUAUAAGUUGGGGGAAGACAAGUGGGACAUUGUGGACAAUUUCAAGGUCAUACAACCGGUUGUACACCACUCCGCCUGGCCCACUGAAAUCAAACGACUUGUUGUGCAAUCCGCUCGCUGGCCAGAUCCAUCCUACUUGGAAUCCUCCACAGGCAGAGAUUCACAGCAUGGAUCGAAGCGUCUGAGUGGAGGCAUGGUCAGGGGACGACGCACAGCAACAACUCCAAUGCGCGAGUUUGAGCCACUGGAAUUUACACGUUCCAUCGAAAAUUAUUGCGGUGGCGUGUACUUCACUACCGAGGAGCUAUGUCACUGCUUCCUUCUCGUCCUGGGCACCAAGGCGGAGAACUUUGUGGUUAACAGAGAUGGGGGCCUGUACCGAUCUCCGUUGUUACAUCCUUAUCUGAAAGUGAGGAUACCAAAGCGCUCUUGUUUGGAAAAUAAGCUUGCCUGCUUCAAGGUGCUGGAUAUCCGGCCAACAUGGGCCCAAGCUGCGGUGCACUUUGAUCCCCAAAUGGCUGAAAUAGAAGGCUGUUCUGACAUCUAUGAAUUGGAUCUGUCGAAAGUGAUUCUCAGACGUCCAGCUACAGUAAGAAUCCCUUUGCCCCAGUGGUUUGUGGAAAAGCAAUGUCGAAAUCACGAAACAUUGGAACAGAACAGUAUGACAGUGGGAAGCUCGGAACCGCAAGAAGCAGUUGCACUCGCACGAAAGCGUGUCGUCGACGGUAUAUAUGUUCACGAGAGACCACUUCUACUAUUGUAUCAGUCCGCGACUUCCAAGCGCCAAAUUGUCUGGCAGGUGACCAGCACGGACGAUGCGAGAGAGGACAGUGGUCGUAGGAAGUCGCGCUUCCAAGUCUCAAGGAAAGAAAUCAUGAGCCCUUCCAGGUGCAAACUUGAAAAUCUAUACUUCCGUCUUGGAUGGAGUCAUUUGACAGUUGGAAUACGUGGCGGUCAGUGGUUCACUAUCAAGAAACCUGUUUAUUUCACUAAGCGCACCGCAUUCUUCGAAACAAACAUUCUUGGCAGGUUCGUCCUUAUAGGUGCGCGCGACCCAGAAAGAACGCCCGCGAACAAGUUAGCCCAUCUCAUGACUCGCGUUGAAGCCCUAUCUGCUGCACCACCAGGCGCGCUGGUAAUUUUCCUGCAGCUUCAGUAUACUUGUUGGAAAAUUAUGGCAAAUAUAUAUCCAGAAGAACGUUUAAACGACUGUAUUCAAGAACAGAUUGCUGCAGGCUGGAUCCCAUUAGUUCAGAUGGCUGGUGGUUUGAUACGACGAACUACAAGCUUGUGCAAUGCGCUUCUGCAAGCAUCUGAGUUGAUUCAGCUGCCAAAGGAGACAGCGGAUCUGGCGAAAUCCCGCAAAACCCCUCCGAUAAGAUUCAAUGGAUCCGACAUUAAUCACGUCCUGAUGUUUAGCGGAUUAUGUUUGGAAUUUCAUUUCACCGGGGACGUUCGCAUGAAACCUAUUAGCCAGUUUGAAGCAAUGACCCAAGUACUUAAAAGUGUGAAACGUCCCGAGCCAGAUACCACUGUCAGUCAAGGGUGGGAAGAUGACUUGGAGAAGAGGGACCUGUCUCUGAGCGCACUUGGCUCAAAGCAACAGCAGCAGUUCCAGCAACCGCAGCAGCAGCGGCCGACGAAGUUCAGUCGCGAAUUACCCUCAAGACUGACAUCAACAGUACGUCUGCAACAUCAUGAACUGAUGCACGAAACCGCAUGUAUCGUGGAGAUUGAGCCACUGCAAUCGGAGGAAGAAAAAUACGUAAGAAAGUCGACGGAAAAGACGCAGAUGAUCACGGAAAUGCUCCGCAAAGGUCACCGGGAGAAAGAUAGCACAAUGGACGAGGAUGAGGAGGAAGAAGACGAAGAAGAUGAUGUAACUUACAGCGAUGAUGAAGGUGGACGUCGAAGCUCACUGGGUGAAGUUGAUUCUGUCGUCCCUUACGAAGGAGAUGACGGAGAGAUGGAUGAACUUGGGAAAGAUACAAAGGAACAGGCGGUCAAGAACCUGCCACUCUCUGUGGCUGCGGUAAACGCGGAGUUGCUUCGCCGACUAAACAACGUGUUGGAGAAAAGCAAAAUGAAUCGAGCCGCGGACUUUCUGCAAAGGGUUCAUGAGCUGUAUCACGUGGGCACCAUCCAAGUUUGGCUCGUUCCACCUCAGGCACUGUCGCAGCUGGCAGGUUAUAAAGAAACUACCAAAGAGGGACCAGUGAAGAACAGAAAGUUGCACAGCAGUCAAUCAGAGUCAGGACAUAGUAGUUCACGAUCCGACAGUAUGACGAGAAGUUCGUCACGUACAAAUGAAUUGACGGUGGAAGAUGAUCCUCAGCACGACAUACAAAGCAUUGAAGGUCACAAUGCGAUAAGGUGGAAUCCGGUUGAGCUACUUACUGGACGUGACGGAAAGUCUCCCAUGAUCCCAGAUAUGUCGGCAGCUCCGGAAAAACCAUUGGCUAUGUACAAUUUGCUCAUUGAUCCGGACUUGGCUAUAAGUUAUUUGCGAAAUUCCUGCUUGAGUUCCGCUGCACCCUCGAUGACUCAGAAGAGAACCACUAAGGAUAAAGGGGGGAGCCCUCGAGGAAACCCUAAGCAAAGAAAACAAAGAAAUGUCAGCGCCACAUCAAGAGUGAAACGAACGCCAACUUCCACAGCAUCCAUUGCGCAUGAAGCAACAAUACCGUCAAUCAAUCACAUGUCGGAGGUCGAGCAAGAAGACCUGAGUAUGUUCACUGAGUCGAAUCUGCUAUCUUUGGCGAACCUGAUCAAGGAACCACAGCAACUGGCGGAAGCACUUGGUUUCUCGCCAUUGGAUAUUGACAACAUAAGCAGAGAAUUUCCGUCUGGGGCAGUAGAAACUGCACACAAGGUACUCAGUCUAUGGAAAAAUCUUCACAUCGGGCGACCGCAUCAGAGUGGAUCAAGUAUGGACGGUGAAAGCAACAGUGAACAGCUCAAGGGGUCCGCAGUGGAUGACCUCAUAGACGUGCUUCAAUCGUUGGGUUAUUUUGAGGCGGUGGAGAUGGUCAACGGGAUGAAAAAGGCGCAUACUCCGUACAAAUAA
Molecule: messenger RNA, 3297 nt
Organism: Dicrocoelium dendriticum
Lineage: Eukaryota; Metazoa; Platyhelminthes; Trematoda; Plagiorchiida; Dicrocoeliidae
Source: the annotation of a GenBank genome assembly